Trichoderma gamsii is the source of this 1131-nucleotide messenger RNA. RefSeq names its product NADH-ubiquinone oxidoreductase 40 kDa subunit. Gene Ontology annotation, molecular function: protein-containing complex binding. NCBI's taxonomy places the organism in Eukaryota, Fungi, Ascomycota, Sordariomycetes, Hypocreales, Hypocreaceae. The record is from RefSeq and is a predicted model, not a curated record. Bases 1 to 1131 code for a protein of 376 amino acids. Gene Ontology annotation, cellular component: mitochondrion. The transcript is spliced from 9 exons.
AUGAUGCUCACUCUGCUCUCUCGGAGAGCUCUCCGCAGCUCCAUCUCUGCCGGCGCGAGCGGCAAGCGAUCCAUAUCAGAUGUCGCCAUCACACGAACUGGCAAAACUAUUCUACGAUCAGAGGGUGGCCGAUCUUCCCUGGGAGGCCAUACCGCGACGGUAUUCGGCGCAACGGGUCAACUGGGUCGAUACAUUGUCAACCGCCUUGCCCGCCAAGGAUGUACCGUAGUCGUCCCCUUCCGCGAAGAAAUGACAAAGCGACACCUGAAGCUCACUGGUGAUCUCGGCCGCGUUGUUUUUGUUGAACACGAUCUUCGCAAUACCGCUUCUAUUGAAGCAAGUGUUCGGCACUCAGAUGUUGUUUACAACCUGAUUGGACGAGAUUAUCCUACAAAGAACUUCACUCUGGAGGACGUGCAUGUGGAGGGAACCGAGCGUAUAGCCGAAGCUGUUGCAAAGUACGACGUUGACCGAUAUAUUCAUGUGUCAUCACACAAUGCCGACGUCAACUCACCCUCUGAGUUCUUUGCGACCAAGGGACGAGGUGAACUUGUUGCCAGAAGCAUCUUCCCCGAGACAACCAUUGUGCGACCAGCACCCCUUUUUGGAUUCGAAGAUAAUCUCCUGCUGAAGCUUGCUUCGGUGCUGAACUUGUUUACGGCCAACAACAUGCAGGAGAAGUUCUGGCCAGUCCACUCUAUCGACGUGGGCGCUGCCCUGGAGAAGAUGCUGUACGACGACUCCACCGCUGGCAAGACAUUCGAGCUCUAUGGACCCAAGCAAUACAGCCUGUCAGAGAUUGCGGCCUUGGUAGACAAGGAAAUCUUCAAGAAGAGGCGACACAUCAAUGUGCCCAAGGCGAUUCUGAAACCGGUAGCGAAAGUUCUCAACGACUACUUGUGGUGGCACACCCUCUCCGCAGACGAGGUCGAGCGGGAGUUUAUUGAUCAGGUUAUUGACCCUGAAGCCAGCACAUUCAGCGAUCUUGGUAUCGAGCCUGGCGACAUUGCCAACUUUACAUACCACUACUUGCAAGGAUUCCGAAGCUCCAACUACUACGAUCUCCCUCCGGCCACAGAGAAGGAGAAGAGGGAAGACAAGAAGUACAUCCACGUCCUGGAUGAGCUAUAA